GUGUGGGGGGGUGUUCUCUGUGUGUGUGGGAGGGGUGGUGUACACGUUGUGCCUUUUUGGCGAUCCUGUCCUGGCAGUGAACUCGCAGCAGAUGUACCGUGAACCCUGAACUUUGUGCAAUACAUAGCGACAUUUAAAAAAGAGAAUGACGUGGCACCCACCCCCGCACCAGAGAGAGAGAGAGAGAGAAAAAAAGCUUAUAUUUUUUCUUUCAUAAUGCGUUUAAACCGACGGUGAUAGCGGGAAAACAGCAAAAGGUGCGCUCACCGUCAUAUUAAAAUAAUGUAAGGCAUAUGAUCCCAGGAAUCCUAUUACUGUCUAUGCAACAACAACAACAAGGCAGCAAAAGAGAAGGAAUGGGUUUGCUGAUAACCAGCCCCAUCCAGUGCCAAAUACGCAAAUCUGGCGCAAAUGUGAAACCUGAAAACAGUUCGAUCACAUCACAAGCUCAGGCUCCUCGGAUGGAAUAUAAUCUGUCGAACGGGGUUUUGACCGAUUCGGACGCUCCGGACCACAGUCCUAUGACUCUGUCAGACUCCGGGACCCCACAACGAGAGAAGAUCUGCAAAACACAACACGAGAGUAGCGACAAUGAAAAAUCUCAGCAAAUUCAGACUGACGAUUCUGAUUCAAAAGAUCCCUCCAUCAAGAAAAANCAGAGGCGCCAAAGGACACAUUUCACAAGUCAACAACUUCAGGAACUGGAGGCAACUUUUCAAAGAAACCGAUAUCCUGACAUGUCAACCAGGGAGGAGAUCGCUGUUUGGACAAAUCUAACUGAGGCACGAGUGAGGGUAUGGUUUAAAAAUCGCAGGGCAAAAUGGAGGAAAAGGGAACGGAACCAACAAGCAGAGCUGUGUAAAAAUGGCUUUGGGGCACAGUUCAACGGACUCAUGCAACCCUACGAUGACAUGUAUUCAGGUUACUCCUACAACAACUGGGCGACCAAAAACUUGACGACGAGCCCUUUAUCAGCCAAGAGCUUUCCAUUCUUCAACUCCAUGAACGUCAGCCCCUUGUCCUCGCAGCCCAUGUUCACACCCCCCAGCUCCAUCACCUCCAUGACCAUGCCGACCUCCAUGGUCCCAUCAGCUGUGACCGGAGUGCCAGGCUCCAAUCUGAAUAAUUUAAGCAAUCUGAACAACCUCAACAACCCUUCACUCAAUUCUGCCGUGCCAGCCAACACUUGCCCCUAUGCAUCCUCUGCAGGUCCUUACAUGUACAGGGACACAUGUAAUUCCAGCCUGGCCAGUCUAAGGCUUAAAGCCAAGCAACACGCAAAUUUUGGCUACCCAGCAGUUCAGAACCCAGUUUCCAACCUGAGUCCGUGUCAAUAUGCUGUGGAUAGACCUGUAUGAACCCAAUGUUUUCUAAAAAAAAUCUGUUUAACCCCAAAUAUAUAACCUUUCACCCAUCAAUGUAUAUCACCAGUCCUUAACAGCGCUGGCUAAAAUGUUACACGUUCCGUUGAGAAGAUAAAUUUCCUUUUUUUCCUUCAUGAGGACGGGUUUAGAAUGCUUUCAUUGAGGAGUGUUGUUAUCUAUGUAAUAAGAUAACUAUUGCAAAUAAUUAUUUGCAAUGCAAGUUGAUAUACAAUUCGAAAUAUGCAUGACCAUUACAACUCUGGCUUAUAGGGGACCUACCGGUUGUAAUGCAGGAUAUGAUGUAUAUAAUGAACUUUUUUGUUUUCUUUUUGUAUGUGAUAUAAUAAUCUAUAAAGUAGUACUUUGAAAAGUAAAAGGCAUGUCCUCCAACAGCUGAUCUACGAUCACUUACGCCAUGAGUAAAUAUAGAUUAGAAAUGUAAAGGCUAACCUGCUGUGGAUUAUUUCAAUAAUGCAAACACAUGCACGCGAAUGUCUCUGUUAUCCCUGCACCCCAAUAAUCAAACAAAAGCUGAUUUUUUUUUCUUUUGAAUAUACCUUUCCAGAAUUUGGUUCAGCAGAACACUAAAUUUAUUUACCUGAAUUAUAAGACAUAUAUGUACAGUUUUCCUUUACACCCCAUUUUUUGCAGUGUAUCUUGUGAUCUUAGAUUUGCUGCAGCAAGUAAUAUAUUAUUUCCUGUGGGUUUUUAAUUUGUUGCGUUCUUAAUAUUUGUAACUGUUUGACUCCUUGCUUGAAGCUGACGGCAAUGCCAUUUCUAAUUUCUGAUUCUAAUCUAUACAGUGCGCAAUAUUCUCCAAGAAGGCCAAAGUUUAUGGACAAGAAAGCUUGAUUUGCACUCUGGCUAAUGCUUAAUAAACAGAUUCUACAAUUUC
Messenger RNA from Callorhinchus milii (elephant shark), 2259 nucleotides. It is a transcript of the gene pitx3, whose product is annotated as paired-like homeodomain 3. Gene Ontology annotation, molecular function: DNA-binding transcription factor activity, RNA polymerase II-specific; RNA polymerase II cis-regulatory region sequence-specific DNA binding. Bases 294 to 1358 code for a protein of 354 amino acids. Gene Ontology annotation, biological process: anatomical structure morphogenesis; regulation of transcription by RNA polymerase II. NCBI's taxonomy places the organism in Eukaryota, Metazoa, Chordata, Chondrichthyes, Chimaeriformes, Callorhinchidae. The record is from RefSeq and is a predicted model, not a curated record. Gene Ontology annotation, cellular component: nucleus. The transcript has 4 exons.